Messenger RNA from Conger conger (European conger), 2921 nucleotides. RefSeq names its product E4F transcription factor 1 (gene e4f1). Gene Ontology annotation, molecular function: RNA polymerase II cis-regulatory region sequence-specific DNA binding; DNA-binding transcription factor activity, RNA polymerase II-specific. The transcript has 14 exons. The record is from RefSeq and is a predicted model, not a curated record. Lineage: Eukaryota; Metazoa; Chordata; Actinopteri; Anguilliformes; Congridae. Gene Ontology annotation, biological process: regulation of transcription by RNA polymerase II. The coding region runs from base 38 to 2272 and encodes 744 amino acids. Gene Ontology annotation, cellular component: nucleus.
UAGUUGUGAAGUUGCGACAGGGACGGAGAGCUUAAACAUGAGUGCAGAAAAUAAUACGGCAGAAACACCGACUGAUCAAACGGUACCCACAGGGAACAUCAUCACAAUCCACACCACACUCGGAGACGAAGAUGAAGAUGUGCACAGAUGUGGACGUUGCCAAGUGGAGUUCACCACCUUGGAGGCCUUUAUUCAGCAUAAACUGCAAAACAGCUGCCAGCGGGCUCAAGAGCUGGGUCCUCCGCAGCCUACCAGUGACACCCUCCAUGGCAUCAGCCCAGAGGUAGUUCUGAUUGAAGGGAGCUCUGUUACUGCAACAGAAAUGGAUGACAGUGCCAUGUCCUCAGAGGAAAGUGAAAAAACAAAGCUCUCAGUGAGGGGCCCUGCUGCCUCUGUGGCACGCCGCAGAAGACACUGUGCAGCAAGGAGCUCUGGGGUCGGUCAAAGCGCAGAGGCCCAGGAGGUCACCAAGAUCCUCGUCAAAGUCAAUGACGAAGGGCGCUACGUCUGCCAAAUCUGCGAGAAGACCUUUAAAACGGCUAACAUCUUAAGAACACACUUGACCACGCACAGUGAGAAGAAGAACUUUCCCUGUAAGCUGUGUGGGAACUCCUUCAGAACCAAAGGCUCUCUGAUUCGACACAACCGUCGUCACACAGAUGAGCGUCCUUAUAGGUGUAAUCUGUGUGGGCUGUCCUUCAGGGAGUCUGGGGCUCUGACCAGACACAUGAAGUCCAUCACUCCCUGCACAGAGAAGAUUCGGUUUAACCAGUGCAAGGAGAUUCUGGUCAGCAAAGAUGGAGUGCAGAAAGGUUUCAAGCAGGGGUCCUCUUCAGUGGUUACAUCUGAGGAGGAACAGCUUCAUGUGGUCAGUGUGAUGGACAACUCUGAGGAGGUCGUUCAUGAAGUCCAUGUCCAAAUGGAAGUGGACAGCACCGAACAGGCCCAGCAGGAGCAGGAGCGGGAGCAGGAGCACGCGGAGCUGGUUGCGGAGGGAGACCGUCUGCUCGGCCAGGCCAUCAUCAACUCCGGCAUCGAGCUGGAGACGGAGAGGAGCGAGCAGGAUGGGGCCAAAUCUCCCGUGCAUCCCCUUCACAGCAGCGACCCUGAGGGCAGGAUCACCGAGAUCCAGGUCACUGAAGAGUGUGUGGAGCUGGACACUGACGAUGCAGCGGACCCUGUGGAGAAAGAAGGCGAACCAUCCUCUCCAAAAGUUCACCGAUGCCCUCACUGUAGUCGGUGCUUCAAGGCGUUAAACUACCUGCGGGUCCACGUGAAAGGUCAUCUCGGGUUCAAGCCUUUCAAGUGCUUGGUGUGCCAGAAGGAGUUCCUCACAGGGUACCUGCUGAAGAAGCACAUGGAGGCUCACCUCAGCGAGCGCCGCUUCAAGUGUGGGGAGUGCGGCAAGCUCUACAAAACCAUCGGCCACGUGCGCGAGCACAUGAGGGCUCACUCCGAGGAGCGCCCCUACCGCUGCAACCGCUGCAGCAAAGGCUACAAGACCAAGAACGCCCUGCAGGUGCACCAGCGUACCCAUGCACAAGACAGGCCCUACGUGUGUCAGUUCUGUUCGCGAGGGUUCAGGGAGAAGGGAUCGUUGGUCCGUCAUAUCCGCCACCACACGGGCGAGAAGCCCUUUAAGUGCUUCAAGUGCGGGCGAGGGUUCGCAGAGCACGGAACGCUUAACCGCCACCUGCGUGCCAAAGGGGGCUGCAAUGGUACUCUGAAGGAGUCUGAACAGCCUGUGGUUUUGGAGGAACAGCAGUCGGCCAACAGCAUGGCUGCCACCAUCAUCUCUGAGGACCCCCACGCGGUGCUGGUGGAGUUCUCCUCCGUGGUGGCAGAUACACAGGAGUACAUUAUUCAGGCUCCUCCAGACGUUGCAGAAGCAGAUGGUGAAGUAGCUCUCAAUAGGAAUGAGGUGGGCAGCCACAUCAUGAAGGUGGUGCAGCAGAUCGUCAGCCAGUCUCAGUCAGGACACCAGAUCAUCGUGCAGAACGUGUCCAUGGACGAGAACGCGGCCCUCUCCUCAGACUGUGGCGACACCAUCACCAUCGCCACGCCCGAGAGCCUGACGGAGCAGGUCGCCAUGACGCUGGCCUCGGCCAUCAGCGACGGCGCCAUCCUGACGGCCGACGGGACUCUGGAGACGGCCGACGGCACGGUCACCAUGGUGGAGUCCCGAGACAUCGAGGUGAUGGAGCAGGUGGAGGAGUUCGUCAUCACCUCCCCGGAGGAGGUGGAGAUACAGACUGUUAUCGUGAAAGACUAAAAUACGGCCAUGCUGAUUUCAGUUACUGAAGGAACACCGCUUUAUAUGCUUGUGAGACAUGACAAAAUGUGUGUUCUUAAUAUAUGAGAACACUGAACUGGUAGCAGCCCUUAAUAGAAACACGGUCACAUUGCCUUUAUUGUAAGCGUGAACCUGAACGUGGAAGAUUUUCAACCAUUUUGGAAAAAUCCCCAAUCUGUUAAAAUGCAUUUGAGUUGCAAACCUUUUUUUGAUAAUAUAUUAAGUUCUCAUUGUGCGCUGCUAUUCUGAUUAGACUACUAUUUUAGCAGUUGGGGAUUUUGAUGACAAAGAAAAGGCCAGUUCUUACCCAACAACUACCUAAAGCUUUUCUGUUGGACAGAUGCCUACCUUAACUAUAAAUUGGAACAAUGUAAAGAAACAAGUGGUCGUUCCUAACGUUGAUUGUGCACCGUUAUUUAGGGGAAGAUGCUUGAAAAGUUUACACUGCUGUUCUGAGCUGCCUUGGUGCAGAUUUCAGUCUUGUGUGCUAGCUUGCACAGUUCUGAAGAGGUCAUUUGUUGUUUUUGCAGGAUGGCAACUGGGCCAGCAAAUGUAAGAAGCAGAAGUUGUAAAAACUGAUAUGAAAUUCUGUAUUUUUUUUAUGCAAAUAAAUGCCAUUUUUCAAUAA